CUCCCCUAAAAGACACUUCUACAAGAAAUGCUUUCAUUUUUCUUUUCCUUCUCCCAGUCGUACUGCUAAAUCCCUUUUUCUUGGUUCUUCUAAGGUAAGUUCUUGGUGGUUUUUGAACUUACUGAUAAAACAUGGGUUCUGAGUCUCCAGCUCCAUUGGUUGAGCCGAAAAAUGCAGCAGAGAAGACAUCUGUUGGCAGGUCUUGUGCUCCAAAGAACAAAGGAAAGGUUCCCAAAAGAAUUCACAAGGCUGAGAGGGAGAAGCUCAAGCGUGAGCAUUUAAACGACCUCUUCCUUGACCUGGCUAAUGCUCUCGAUCCAAAUCAACCGAACAAUGGGAAGGCCUCCAUUCUGUGCGAAGCAACUCGACUAUUAAAGGACUUAUUCAGUCAAAUCGAGUCCCUCAAAAAGGAAAAUGCCUCUUUGUUAUCCGAAUCUCACUAUUUGAACUUGGAGACGAAUGAGCUGGAGGAGGAGAAUUCCACCCUAGAAACUCAAAUCCUGGAGCUGCAAAGUGAGAUAGGAACAAAGGUGGUUCAAUCUAAACCCGAUCUGAACGAGCCUCCUCCCGAUUUCCAGCAAACCCACUUGCCCUCACACUUUCAAGUAGAUCAUCCUGGUUUGCCUACCGUCGAACCUGCUCUGGCACAACCACCGGCUCUCCUCGUUGUUCCCCUUCAUCCCGACAUCCAGACUUAUCCUAUGCUCAAUUCGGCGACACGACCUGCCACCAAACCAAACUCCGCUGUCAGCAAACCACAUGCUCGAUAUCCUACCCCGGCAGAUUCAUGGCCUUCUAAACUUCUUGGGGAGCAAUCAGCCAUUAGGAAUGAGUGACAGAACUUUGAUGAAACCCAAGCCAACUUGUAAAUUUCAGUGCAAAAGUUCGGAACCUUUUGCUUUUGGUUUAGAACUAGGAUGGCAGCCCUUUGAAAAGCUUGU
Messenger RNA from Hibiscus syriacus, 941 nucleotides. Its product is annotated as transcription factor bHLH47-like. Gene Ontology annotation, molecular function: protein dimerization activity. Lineage: Eukaryota; Viridiplantae; Streptophyta; Magnoliopsida; Malvales; Malvaceae. The record is from RefSeq and is a predicted model, not a curated record. The transcript has 5 exons. The coding region runs from base 132 to 836 and encodes 234 amino acids.